Phytophthora nicotianae INRA-310 is the source of this 318-nucleotide messenger RNA. RefSeq lists its product as hypothetical. The record is from RefSeq and is a predicted model, not a curated record. The transcript is spliced from 2 exons. Lineage: Eukaryota; Oomycota; Peronosporomycetes; Peronosporales; Peronosporaceae. Bases 1 to 318 code for a protein of 105 amino acids.
AUGGUUAUAUUAGGACCAAGCUUCUCCGGCAAGAACAACCUCGUUUUUCAUAUUCUCAAGUAUUCUCCCCACGUAUUUGCCCAUCUCCACAUCAUCGCACGCAAUCCGCAUCAAGAGCUGUACGACUAUCUCCGCGAUAAGCUUGAGGGGUUCAUCACUUUCCACGAGCAUCCGCCUCAGGUAGAUGCUAUCAGACGUACUCCGGGUGAUAAACCAGAGCUUGUCAUCAUCGACGACUAUAGCAAUGAUAAGGGGCUCCAGAAGAAUGUGUUUAGCCAUUACUUCACUCGAGCUGUCUCAUAUAGCAGCAAGUAUUAG